UUAACACCGUCUGUCUCUACGAUGUUCUGUUUAGGGUUUUUCUAGGGUUUCCCUCUGUACCUUUAAGCUCAUCAACUUUGCGAGGGGGAGAGAGAAAGAGAGACGAAGCAACCAUGUCGACCCCUUCUCGUCACUCCGUCACCGGAAUCUCAUCGGAAUCAGUGUCUGCCUCAGGCCGGACAGCAGAGAAGCUGAGCCUACCGGCACUGCAAUCAAAGAUGAAGUGCGACCCAGAAGGCUACGAGACCGAGCUCAACCUCCUCUACAGUCAAUUCAAGUCCUCCAUCGAGCUCUUCCACCAACAGGCGGCUCUAAACUUCACCUCCAUCAGCGGCAUCGGCAGCGACCCCACCGUCGCCAAGGACCUCGGCGAACGAGCCAUGUUCUUGGCCCAUGUCACUCCGUUCUACCCUAAACAGCUCUCUCAGUUCCCCAAUCAGCUCGCCGAUUUGCUCCGCUCUGCAGGUCGGUCACUUCCGUCGUCACUUCGCUGUCAAGUCACUCAAGCUUUGAUACUUCUCAUCAAUCGCAAGAUGGUUGAUAUUGGGGAGACUCUUGCGCUGUUCAUGGAGCUUCAGACUCUAGGGGACAGGGUUUUGAAGAAAUUGGCAUUCUCGCAUGUUAUUCAUAGUAUUAGGCGUAUGAAUCAGAAGCAUAAAAAUGAAGCAAAGAACCGGGCUCUUCAGAACAUUUUGUUUGCAAUGCUACAGCAAGAAGAUGAAGCAAAAGCGAAACGAUCUCUUACCACACUUUGCGACCUUCAUCGGAGAAAGGUGUGGUCUGAUGAAAGAACAGCCAAUGCGAUAUGUACAGCAUGUUUUCAUACAUCGUCAAGGAUCAUGAUUGCUGCUCUUUCAUUUCUUCUUGAUUGUGAGAAGAUUGAUGACGACGACGACGAUGAUAGUGAUGGUUCAAGCAGUGAUGAUGAUUUGACUACUCAACAGCCACAUGUUAUUAUUAAUAGAGAAGCCAUCUAUAAGGCAAACCAUAAAGGUACAGUUUCUAGUAAAAAGAAAAAGAAAGCAAAAUUGGAGCGUGCCAUUCGUAGCAUGAAAAGGCAGCAGCGGAUGUCAUCAGAAACCAGUAAUUCGAAUUACUAUUCACCACUCAACCAUCUGAAAGAUGCUCAGGGAUUUGCAGAGAAGCUCUUUUCUCGCCUUCAAACUUGCAACGAACGGUUCGAGGUUAAGAUGAUGCUGUUGAAAGUAAUUGCUCGAACUGUUGGGCUUCAUCGCUUGAUUUUACUGAACUUCUAUCAUUUCCUUCAGAAAUACGUUCAGCCCCAUCAACGUGAUGUGACAAGUUUACUAGCAGCAGCUGCUCAGGCUUGCCAUGAUAUGGUGCCACCAGAUGCAGUUGAACCACUAUUCAGACAAAUAGUCAAUCAAUUUGUUCAUGAUCGUUCACGAACAGAGGCCAUAGCUGUUGGAUUGAAUGUGGUGAGGGAGAUAUGCAUGCGCAUGCCUUUGUUGAUGACAGAGGACUUGCUGCAAGAUCUUGUACUAUAUAGGAAAUCACAUGAGAAGGCAGUUUCCUCAGCUGCUCGUUCGCUCGUUAGUCUGUUCAGAGAGGUUUGCCCCUCGCUUCUGAUUAAGAAAGAUCGUGGACGCCCUACUGACCCAAAGGCAAGGCCAAAAGCAUUUGGAGAAGUGAAUGUUGCUAGCAAUGUACCUGAUGUUGAGUUAUUACAUGAUGACAAAGAUUUGGAUGGCAGUGGUGGUGAUGAUAGUGAUGAACAUGAAUUUGGUUGCUCUUCUGAUGACGAUCAAAAUGAUGAAGAGGUUAAUACUGUUAAAGAGGAUGGUGGCAGUGAUAGCAAUGCUAGUCUUGAUGAGGAAAACCAGACAUUCAGUGACACUAAUAGUGGCCUUAAUGUAGAUACUGAAAGUGACGAUGAUGAAUUGCAAGUAGAAGAUGAUGUGGCUGAAGAUGAUAAUAACUCCACUGACAAUGAGGAUAAUGUCACUGAUGAAGAUGAUAAUGAUGAGGACGAGGAUGACUAUGGCGAUGGUGAUGAGAGGGACGACUGUGAAGCAUCCAAUAAUUUCCAAAAGAAUCCCAUGGAUAAUGAGGUUGGGAAAAAAAAAUCUAAAGCACAGAAGAGGAAAUUUUCUGAUUUUGAUGAACAAUUGAAUGGUGCUGAUUCAAGUCUUCGGGCAUUAAAGAGAUUGGCAGGAGCGAAGCUGCAACCUGCAUCAUCAGAUACAACGGAUGGUAUUCUUUCUAAUGAGGACUUUCAACGAAUAAAAAAACUAAAGGCAAAGAAGGAAGCAAAGAUUGCUUUAACUCAGCAUGGACUCUUAAGAAAAGAUUCAGAUGCGAGGUCUACUACACCUUUCAAGGUUCCAAGUUCCGAUCAACUAAGUCUUAAGAGAGUGGAUCCUGACAAACUUGAAGCUCAUAUGCGAAUAAAGCUAAGCAAGGACGAAAGACUGGCAUUGAUAAGAGCUGGGAGGGAAGAGACAGGGAAGUACCAGGCUCGUACUGCUAUAAAAAAGAAAAAGACUGGUGGUUUGAGCAAUCGGCAGAAAGAGCACAAAAAGGCUAUGCCUCUUGCUGCAAAGAGAUCGAAGGUAGCAAAAUCACGAGUGGAGAAAAAGAAAAAACAGAAUCGUUCUGGCAAACAGUUUCGUGGGAGGAAAGCAUGGAAGUGAUUUGGGUUGUUUUCUGAUAUUCCUUAAUUUAAAAGUCUUAUUGUUAUCUGCUCUUAAAAAUAAUGAAACUCACAACUCAGAGAGAGAGAGAGAGCUUGCUUUAGUCACUUUUUAAGCCCUAAUGGUUUUUUUUGGAAGAGUAGCCAGGUUUGUAACCAAAGCCCAAUGAGUUUUCUUGUUCCUUUUUUUUUUUUUUUUUGAAUUAAAUUGUAUGUUGGUGCUGAUUCCUGUAAUUGAAAAAUUUUCAGUUCUUUUCUGACGUCUUAUUUUGGCUCAAGUUGUAAAGUUACACUACUCAGGUGAAUUAAGUUCUAUUUCUAAUUA
This is a messenger RNA of Cornus florida, 2978 nucleotides long. RefSeq lists its product as uncharacterized. The record is from RefSeq and is a predicted model, not a curated record. Gene Ontology annotation, cellular component: nucleolus. The transcript is spliced from 15 exons. Bases 114 to 2654 code for a protein of 846 amino acids. Lineage: Eukaryota; Viridiplantae; Streptophyta; Magnoliopsida; Cornales; Cornaceae. Gene Ontology annotation, biological process: ribosomal large subunit export from nucleus; ribosomal large subunit biogenesis.